Pecten maximus is the source of this 600-nucleotide messenger RNA. Its product is annotated as 60S ribosomal protein L14-like. NCBI's taxonomy places the organism in Eukaryota, Metazoa, Mollusca, Bivalvia, Pectinida, Pectinidae. The transcript is spliced from 5 exons. Gene Ontology annotation, molecular function: structural constituent of ribosome; RNA binding. Gene Ontology annotation, cellular component: ribosome; cytosolic large ribosomal subunit. The record is from RefSeq and is a predicted model, not a curated record. Bases 95 to 550 code for a protein of 151 amino acids. Gene Ontology annotation, biological process: ribosomal large subunit biogenesis; translation.
AGACUAAAUUUAUUCGACUUUACCCACAAACCACUGCGUUUCAUAGUUCAGAAAAUUCCGUUUCCGCUACAGCCUCUUUCUCGCAAGUCCCACCAUGGUUUUGAGCCAGUUCCACUUUGUAGAAAUUGGGCGGGUGGCCCUUUUCGCCUAUGGCCCUGAUAAAGGAAAACUCUGCGUCAUUGUAGACAUUAUUGACCAGAACAGGGCACUAGUUGAUGGGCCAGCCACAGGUGUUAAAAGGAAACAAAUCAACUACAAGGCUCUACAUCUCACACAAUUUAAGAUGAAUAUUGGCAGAUCCAUGCGCACAGGAAGCCUCCUUAAGGUCUGGAAUAAAGAAAACAUGCAGGCCCAGUGGGACAAGACAUCUUGGGCCAAGAAGAUCGCCAGCAAAUCUAUAAGGAAAACCUUGUCUGACUUCGACCGCUUCAAGUUGAUGAAGGCCAAACAAGCAAGAAACCGCUUGAUUACCAUCGAGUGUGGAAAACUGAAGAAGCAGGCCAGGAAGGCACCAGCGAAACCCUUGAGGGUCAGGAAGCGCAAGAGUUAAACUUGUGUUGUAUUAAGGACUUGUAAAUUAAAGAUGCUGGUGUAACAUCA